AUGUUGAAAAGUACGGCACAGGGCACCGGAUUGUUCCGUUUUUUCGCGACGUCGCGUGUUUUGGCAGCGCCCAAGGUCAAGAGAACGCCCGAACAGCUGCGUGCGCUGCAGAAACGGGCCGAGAAAAGAGAGGCCGCCGUGGCCAGAAACGCCAGACGGCCCGCCGUCGAAAACCCUCUGUACAUGCCUGUUCCCACGGCCCUGCGGUACCUGCGGGCAGCAGAAGUCGGCCGGCCCACGAACGAGGCCGUAAUAACCCUCCAGGCGCGGGUCGUCUCCAAAAAGGGCGUGGCGCCCUUGCAGGGCAGCAUCAGGUUCGCACGGCCGCUCACAGAUACACAGAUCCUUGUCUUCACGGCCGACGAGACAAUGCAGCAGACCGCUCUGGCGGCCGGCGCGAGACUCGCGGGCGGUAAGCAGCUCGUCGACAAGAUUGCGGCCGGCGAAAUCGACUUGUCCAUCUUCGACAGAGCCAUCGCUACCCCAGACAUGGUUUCUGCGCUGCGGCCCGUGGCCAGAAACCUGGGGCCCAAGGGACUCAUGCCGGCUGCCAAGCGUGGCACCGUGGUGGACGACGUGGCAAAAUAUAUCGAGGACAACAUCUCUCUGCAGCCGUUCAGACAGAGAAACGACCACAUUGCGCUGACGGUCGGCAGAUGCGACUUUUCCGACGAGGACCUCCUGAAAAACGUGAUUGCGGUGUCGGAGGCCGUCAAGGCGGCAGUUGCCGCCGCGCAGAGCAAGUCGCCCACGAUUCUGGGCCAGACGGUGCUCUCCACCACCCACGGCCCGGGCAUCGUGAUAGACUUUUAG
This is a messenger RNA of Ogataea angusta, 813 nucleotides long. RefSeq lists its product as uncharacterized. The transcript has a single exon. The coding region runs from base 1 to 813 and encodes 270 amino acids. Gene Ontology annotation, cellular component: large ribosomal subunit. Gene Ontology annotation, molecular function: RNA binding; structural constituent of ribosome. The record is from RefSeq and is a predicted model, not a curated record. NCBI's taxonomy places the organism in Eukaryota, Fungi, Ascomycota, Pichiomycetes, Pichiales, Pichiaceae. Gene Ontology annotation, biological process: translation.